ACGCGCCGACACUCGCCAUCAACCGUUUGUUCACCAUGUCACAGGGCAACACUGCAACACGGGAUUGGCUCACAGAGUGGCAGAAGAUUGCGGCAGUGCCCAAUCUGGAGCUGCCUUUCACUCAUCUCAGACGUGAGUUCUACAACAGAUCCUUCGCUGCAUUGAGCCAGGCGCUUGGUGAUCGCGAGCAGUACUCAACUUUCGCCGAGAUUGUCGACAAGGCGAGAGAGAUCAUCAAGACCAACAGGUCAGCUGCACACGAGAAGUCACCAUGGCAGCCGACCUAUGUGGAGAAGGUACGAACUGGUCCUCGACAACUGCACUUCGCUGCAGUCCAGCAGGACAGUGGAGAUAACCCAGCAGCCACUCCAGCAUCAAGUGACAGAGAUCAGGUGGCUGCUGUCCAGCCGCAAAGCAACAACAAGUCCCGCAACAAUGGGAAGGCGAAAUCCGCAUCGCAGGCCGGAAAUGGACAACCAGGACAAUUUCCAUGGGUCAAGUUUGGCUUGACCGAGGCGGAGUACAAGCUGGAGUACUUGGGACACUAUGUGACGCCGCAAGGCAUCCGUCCGCUUGCGGACAAGAUCGAGGCCCUACGAGUAUGGCCCGAGCCCACCAACACCACGGACGUUCGUUCAUUCAUGGGGUUGGCGGGCUACUGUCAGCGAUUCAUCACCGGAUACUCCAGGAUUGCUGCACCUAUGACGAGGUUACAGUCGCCAAAGGUGCGAUUGGUAUUCGAUGACGACGCACGCCGGUCAUUCCAAGCACUUAAGACGGCUAUGCUCAUGGCACCCGUCCUUAGCAUCUAUGACCCCACCUUGCCGACGCGAGUGACUACGGACGCUUCCGGCUAUGGCAUUGGGGCAGUCUUGGAACAGCACGACGGUGACGACUGGCACCCUGUGGAGUAUUUCAGCCACAAAGUGCCUCCCAUCAACUCGCUUGAUGAUGCAAGGAAGAAGGAGCUGCUCGCAUUCGUGAUGACUCUCAAGCGCUGGCGGCACUUCCUCCUUGGGCGUCGUAGGUUCACAUGGGUCACAGACAACAAUCCAUUGACCUACUAUACGACGCAGGACACGGUGAGCAGUACGAUCGGACGAUGGAUGUACUUUAUCGACCAAUUUGACUUCACACCGAAACAUGUCCCCAGCCUCUCCAAUCGCGCAGCAGAUGCACUCUCGCGAAGACCUGAUAUUUGCGCGAUGACACAUCAUGCCUUCGCAUUCGACGAGGAGCUUCAGCGACACUUCAUCCGGGCAUAUCAGUCUGAUCCGGACUUCGGCACGCUCUAUGCACAGCUAUCUUCGGAUCACCCGCCGGCCAGCCAUUACCGCAUUGCCGACGGGUACUUGCUCCUUCACUCGAGAGGCAAGGACUUACUAUGUGUCCCACGCGACCGUUGUCUUCGGACUCGCCUCCUCGGCGAGUAUCACGAUUCACGACUCGCCGACCAUUUCGCAGUCAACCGCACUAUUGCACAGCUUCGACAGCAUUACCGAUGUCACUAGAUAUUGCGACUCUUGCGAAGUUUGCCUACGCAACAAGCCCCG
Chara braunii is the source of this 1553-nucleotide messenger RNA. The record is from the annotation of a GenBank genome assembly. NCBI's taxonomy places the organism in Eukaryota, Viridiplantae, Streptophyta, Charophyceae, Charales, Characeae.